Molecule: messenger RNA, 864 nt
Organism: Pipistrellus nathusii (Nathusius's pipistrelle)
Lineage: Eukaryota; Metazoa; Chordata; Mammalia; Chiroptera; Vespertilionidae
Source: the annotation of a GenBank genome assembly
AUGGACAGCUCUUGGCUUAAUGAUGCCAAAGCUGAGUCUGGGAACCCCAGCCCUCAAGGAUGGCCCGGUCCAUGGGGAAACCCACCUGCUGGGGCAGGAGGCUACCCAGGAGCUGCCUAUCCUGGGACUUACCCCGGGCAGGCACCUCCUGCUGCCUACCCCGGGCUGACACCUCCUCAUGUCUACCCCGGGCAGACACCUCCUGCCUCCUACCCCGGGCAGACACCUCCUGCCUCCUACCCCGGGCAGACACCUCCUACUGCCUACCCCGGGCAGACACCUCCUACUGCCUACCCCGGGCAGACACCUCCUGCCUCCUACCCUGGACAGACACCUCCUACUGCCUACCCCUGGCAGACACCUCCUACUGCCUACCCCGGGCAGACACCUCCUGCUGCCUACCCCGGACAGACACCUCCUGCCUCCUACUCUGGACAGACUAUGCCUUAUGAAAAUGUUUUCCCUGAAGGACUCAUGCCCCACAUGCUGAUAACAGUGUUGGGUAUAGUGAAUCUCAAUGCAAAGAGUUUUGUUUUAGAUUUCAAGACAAGGAAUGAUAUCGCCUUCCACUUUAACCCACGUUUCAACAACAAAGUCAUUGUUUGCAAUACACACAUAAAUGGAUGGGGACAAGAAGAAAGAACGGCGACUUUCCCAUUUGAAGCUGGUAAACCAUUCAAAAUACUAGUACUGGUUGAAUCCCAGCACUUCAAGGUCGCAGUCAAUGAUAAUCACUUGUUGAUGUACAAUCACCGGAUGAAAAAUCUCAAGGAUAUCAAAAAAUUGGUAGUUUCUGGUGACAUCAGUCUCACUUCUGUUUCACACACCGACGUAACCUUAAUGCAGCAAUCUUUUAAAAAUUAA